GGGAGCUGAGUCGCUGCUUCCUCCACUUCGUCUCCAAAUUCGUCCGCCUCUCCCACGUCUCCUUUCUUCCUCAACUGACUGUGUUACUACAACUGCUCGCAUUGCUCUCCUCCCAUCCGUUUGGGGAGGCGGUUUCCGAUGCCCCGAUAAAUGGGGAAGCCGGAGGAAGUCCGCGUCGAGGUCCCCGAUCGAGUCCACGCCAACUCCGCGGCCGGAGGAGGGGGCGGUCGCGGAGGAGACGCCGGGAUCCGCCGGGCCGUCUCUCUGAGGUGCCUCGUCGUUCUGGCCCUCGGCUCUUGCGUCCUGCUCUCUGCCAUCUUCUGGUUCCCUCCUUUCCGCAGCCGACGGUCCGGGUUCGUCACUGACGACCCCGACAGCCUUCACGCUGAAAUCCAGGCAAGUCUUGUUUUGCAAAAACCAAUUUCACUGCUUGGUACUAAGGCUGCAAGAUUGGAGAAUGACAUUCUUGAGGAAAUUGGUAUUCCAAAUACUAAGGUUUCAGUUAUCUCCAUGCAUUCGCUGGAUCCAGAAAACUCUACAUACGUGGUCUUUGGUUUUCUUCCUGACCCAAAAAAUGCCUCAAUAAGCUUACCAGCAUUAAGUAUUUUGAGAUCAACUUUGAUAAAUCUGGUCCUUCAGCAAAUUAAUAUAUCUUUGACAUCAUCAAUUUUUGGGCAUCCAUCAUCUUUUGAACUUUUAAAGUUUCCUGGAGGGAUAACUGUGAUACCUUUGCAGUCAGAUUCCAUUUGGGACAUUGCUCAAAUCCUAUUUGACUUCACAUUAAAUAACAACAUUGAAGAGAUUCUGGAGAACAUUGACCGCUUGAAGGACGAACUUAAGUUCGGAUUGAAUUUGAGGUCUUAUGAGAAUGUAUACGUGAAGCUGACAAAUAUAAACGGUUCCACGGUGACACCACCAGUUACUGUUGAAGCUUCUGUUUUGUCAGACAUGGGGAGCGGUAGUCUAUUACCAGAUAGAAUGAAACAACUAGCUCAGGUUAUCACAAGGCCCAAUGCUAACAAUCUUGGCCUCAACAACUCUGUUUUUGGAAAAGUAAAGCAAGUGCAAUUAUCAUCGUACCUUGAACACUCACUCUCAAUGGCCCCUGGUCCAUCGCCAUCUGGUUCUCCAUCUGUUGGCAAUCUUUACCCUGAACCUCCUGCUUCCUUGAACCCUACUCUCUCUCCUGCUCCUGUUCCAUCAGAUAAUGACCAUCGACCGCCUCCAUGUUUCUGUUGUCACACUUUUCCAAUAAAAAAUCCAAUGGCAUAUGCACCUGCCCCAGAAAAUGGCAUCCAGCCAGAUUCUCAGUCUGCAAGUGCACUUGGACCUUCAAGAAGGAAUGUUGAUCCUUUUACUAACUGCUUUCCUUGUCCAUCUCUUGCACCAAAUACUGGUUCAUCAGUUCAUCCUUAUCCACCAACUCUUUCUGGCCAUUUACGACACUUGACCAGUCCUCCAAGUCUCAAAGCAAUGGGGCCAACUCCCAAAGUGCACUCAAAACAAUCACCAUCAUCACCUGCAGCUAGCUAUGCUUCCAGGCCUGUACAAGUCAGUGAAAGUGGUAGCAGAGUGUCUCCAGCAACUUUGUUAUCAUAUGCAUCAUCCUCUUUAUUUUGUGCAGGAGACCCACUGAAUAGGCUAGUUGGGUGUUCAAGAUUGAUUGGGCAGGCCUGUUGAGCAAUUCAGCCAAAGCUGCAACCUAUGCUUUCUGGGAGAUGAACCUGACUGGAUUACUGGGACUCAUGAUAUUUCAACUUGUAUGUGGGCCGCGAUAACACAUCCAGCACGGACAUGAAGUGGUUCAUGCAGCAUGAGAUAUACUGCUCUAUAAUUGGAGCAUCAGCAGCAUCUGGAGUCCAGCUGGCAUAUGCUUGUUGUAGCUUUCAUCGAAAACAGUUAUUAUUGCUAAUGGAGUCUCUGAAUUGAAGUGGAAGAGUCAAGGACAUGUCUGGACAGCCGAUCUGAGAUACCUCAACAAGUGUAAAUACAAGAUAGAUAGUAUGAUACCAGGUUAUAGCUGCAAAGGUGGCAACCUUUUUUUCCUUUUGAACAGAGGUUCUCCCCAAAGGGCUGGAGCACUUCAAGGCUAUCGAUGUGAGGGUGAGCUGUUCCUUUACUUCCUUUCCAGCAGAGUACCUCCAUUUGACUUAUUCCUGAGCUAUGCUGAUGUGUAUUAUUCUUCUAAUGUAUUUGAUAAUGCUCGUCAGAUUGAGCUGUCUGCUCACUGUAAUCAGCAUUGUCACCAAUGUUUGUCAGAGUGGUAUAUUUGAUAGUUUUCGAGGUUAGCAUUUGCAUUGCUGCUUAUGUCUGAUCACUAUUGUCAAAUUACACAACAGAAAUUUUUUUGUUCGUGUAGCUUAUUGGAGUUAGGUUAUCAUGCAUGGGUGUUAGUCAUCCAUCCUGAAGAAACAGAGUUGAUAGAUCUGCAUGUUGUCACAAAACUAUACUACUUGAUAUUGUUUAUGUUGUGGAGAUUAUUUUGUGGAAUAGCAUGAAAAUUUCAAUUCUUGUA
Messenger RNA from Musa acuminata AAA Group (dessert banana), 2515 nucleotides. RefSeq lists its product as uncharacterized. The record is from RefSeq and is a predicted model, not a curated record. The coding region runs from base 151 to 1680 and encodes 509 amino acids. Lineage: Eukaryota; Viridiplantae; Streptophyta; Magnoliopsida; Zingiberales; Musaceae. The transcript has 6 exons.